This is a messenger RNA of Pygocentrus nattereri (red-bellied piranha), 2825 nucleotides long. Its product is annotated as potassium voltage-gated channel subfamily A member 7-like. NCBI's taxonomy places the organism in Eukaryota, Metazoa, Chordata, Actinopteri, Characiformes, Serrasalmidae. The coding region runs from base 540 to 2033 and encodes 497 amino acids. Gene Ontology annotation, cellular component: voltage-gated potassium channel complex; membrane. Gene Ontology annotation, molecular function: delayed rectifier potassium channel activity; protein binding. Gene Ontology annotation, biological process: potassium ion transmembrane transport; protein homooligomerization. The record is from RefSeq and is a predicted model, not a curated record. The transcript has 3 exons.
GCCACACUCCGACUGAGACGGACCGAACUGUGCUGUAACCCUAAAACCUGCUGCUCAAAGUCGACUGCAGAAUAACUACAGAGGAGAAGUGAGGAACAGAAAGAGCUCGUGAAGAAUAAACAGUAAAACCGAGCGUGGUCAGCAGAGAGCGAGCCCCUGAAACAGACACAAAUCCAUCGAUGGAUCCACACCCAGCUCCUCCUUCACUACUGCCGACUCUGAUCUGGAAGGAGGAGAACACACGGAUGACCCGAUGACUGAUCGGUUCUGGACAGCAGGGAAAAAAGAAAAUGAAAGGAGUGAAGAAAUUGAGAACAACGACAAUAGAAAAUGAUGUAAAUCAGAGGAGAAAAGCAUGAAAGAGUAAAGACGGUAAAGGCUUUAUGAAAGGCACAAAGGCAGAGUCAGAACAAGAGCUCAGCUCAUUUUCACAAGCACUAAAUCUACAACAACAGGCAGCAGGCAGGACGACCUGGACGAGAACCUGACUUUAUAGAUAACUUACAACAUUAAGGAUUUAGUAAAACAAACAUAAAUAAAUGAACAAGAUGACCGAAGAACCUGAGAAGAAUAAGAACAACAAGGAUAUGAAAAACCAGCAUGAAUUGGAAAAGACAGCGGUGAAGGACAGAGGAAGGAGAAUAAGAGGAAGCCAGCAAUCAGCAUCUUUAUAUAGGGAAGGUUGGGCUCUGAGUGAGCGUCUAGUCUUCAAUGUUUCGGGGAUGCGGUAUGAAACCCAAACACGGACUCUGGCCCGUUUUCCCCACUCCCUGCUGGGAGAUCCUCACAAGAGGCUGAGAUACUUUGACCCUCUGAAGAACGAGUUUUUUCUGGACCGGAACCGGGCCUGCUUCGACUACAUCCUGUACUUCUACCAGUCGGGCGGACGGCUGCGGAGGCCGGCUCACAUCCCGUUGGACGUCUUCAUGGAGGAGCUGGACUUCUUUGAGCUGGGUGAUGAGGCCAUGAGCCGUUUCAAAGAGGAAGAAGGGUUCCCCAAGGAAGAGCCCCGUGCCCUGCCCACUCACCCGCUACAGCGCCGCCUGUGGAUGCUCUUUGAGCACCCAGAAUCAUCGGGGGGCGCUCGCAUCAUUGCCAUCAUUAGCGUCAUGGUGAUCCUGGUGUCCAUCCUGAUCUUCUGCCUGGAGACGCUGCCAGACUUCAGAGGAGAAAAGGAGCUGAGAGAGGAACUCGCCUACAGGUCUCACAGUAACUCUGAGAACUCCACAGUGCUGUUCUCCCACUCGCUCUCUCCAUUCCAGGAUCCAUUCUUCGUGGUGGAGACCAUCUGUAUCUGCUGGUUCUCCUUCGAGCUGCUGAUGCGUUUCACCUGCUCGCCCAAUAAGCUUCAGUUCUUUAAGGAUGUGAUGAACGUGAUCGAUUUCAUGGCCAUCCUGCCGUACUUCAUCACUCUGGGCAGCGAGCUGGCCAAAUCUAAAGGAUCCACACACGCCAUGUCCCUGGCCAUAGUGAGGGUCAUCCGACUGGUCAGAGUGUUCCGGAUCUUUAAGCUGUCGCGCCACUCGAAGGGUCUCCAGAUUCUGGGACAGACCUUCCAGGCCAGCAUGCGAGAGCUCGGCCUGCUCAUCUUCUUUCUCUUCAUCGGAGUCAUCCUCUUCUCCAGUGCCAUCUACUUCGCCGAGACCGAUCACGCAGACACGUCUUUCAUCAGCAUCCCCCACGCCUUCUGGUGGGCUGUGGUGACCAUGACGACGGUGGGCUAUGGUGACAUGUACCCUGAGACAAUGUCAGGGAAGCUCGUGGGAUCCAUGUGCGCCAUCGCCGGCGUGCUGACGAUUUCACUUCCGGUUCCUGUCAUCGUGUCCAACUUCAGCUACUUCUACCACCGGGAGACGGAGUGUGUGGACAGUACGGAAUAUACACACGUUAAAACGGCACUGUGGAGCGAGGAGGAAGAUGAGGAAGAGGAGGGGGCAGAUGAGGAAGGGAGGGAUGGUGUCUGCCCGCCAUUAAACAGAGCUCUGCUGGAAGCUCUAUGUGUGGGACAUAAAGCUCUGGUCACACAAGUCUAAUACAGAAUACAUUACAUGACCGUGUUAAUGCGGUCGCCCGGCCAGUCAGCCGUGCCCGGUUAGAGAAGCUGCUCUUCUGCUUUUUUUGCCUUUUAAUUUUCUUUACGCCGACCGCUAAUAUAACACAGUGGGUAUUUCUCAAUGCGAAGAACGAGACGAACAGAUUUGUCAAGGUACCCUGCAGGAAUGAACAAAGCGUCAUGCUUCUGGAAUGAAUUUGGAAGAAGAUGAGGAUGAAAAAGGCAUGUGUAAGAGUUUGAGAUGUGCCGUGUUGCCGUAGCGCAGCAUUGAGAUCCUGUUUGAGGCCGUUUACCUGGCACUAAGAUUAGCAGCCUUAAUACUCACAAUAUUAUGAAAUCCAAAUCUCUAAGUCUCUUAGAGUCUCUCCUGAAGUUCCCCUUACAAAAUAUAAGGCUCUGCACUGUCCGGCUCCUCAGUACUGGGCAGAGCUUCUUCAUCUACAUGUCCCAUGCCGUACUUUGAGAUCAAAAUCUAGGCCUUCUUCAUGUUCCUAGGUUUAAAUUGGUUUCUAUGGGUGGUCGAUUGUUUAAUGUAGUAGCUCCCGAGUUAUGGAAUACUCUCCCCCAGUCUGUUCAGGGUGCGAUCUCUCCGUCUUCAAUCAAAUCUCGGUUAAAGACUUGUUCUCACUGUUUUCAUUGCUCUGUUUAUACUAGAAUGUUUACCUGUAUUGUCCUUUUGUCACAUUACAUUACAUUUAGCAGACGCUUUUAUCCAAAGCGACUUACAAAUAAUGAGGUACAUAGAACAAACAUAGUCAGGCCUUAAAGGAGG